AUGCUUCUGCCAAGGACGCUUGUUGCCUUGCUGGCGAUUGGGGCACAGGCGGGGGUUGGGUACAUACUACCGGAGGAAUCAACAAGCAGUAAUGCGAUAGCAGACGCGAGGCUAAAGGAGAUGGCCAUGGCGAGCAUACGGGGCAGGGGCUACCUGCAGACAAGGCAGUCGACAGGAGUGGGCAGCAACACACCGCUCAGGCCGGAUGGAAGCAUCGAUAUGGCGCGCUGGGACGAGGCUGCGAACUCGGCCUGCAGACAAGCUCUCAGGAGCCUUCCAUUUUCGUCGAAUCCGUCGGGCGCCUGCGUGUGCUACAACCUGCCAGCUCUCAACAAUGUCACCGGAGCGUUCGAGGCCGAUUUGAGGUUGUUUCAGCGAAGCGAACCGACAGGCGAUUUCCAGGGCCUACCCCAAGAGGAUAUACGAGUUAGUCUCAGCUAUACCGGGGCCUCGGCCACCGAGAUUAGCCGGGAAGCAGCCGAACAGAUGGCCGUCGUUGCUCCUGCUGGUCGCGUUUCAGCGCGGCAAGAGACUGGAGACUUCCCGUUGCUGCAGUCGUACCUCUUCAUCGGGCAGGUUGAUAAAGACCGCAUGAGUGACGGGGUCACAAUGGCCGAACUGCAAGCGCUCGUCAUGCCGGUCGUCACGCUCAGCGCCACCAACCGGGCCGGUCAGACCGUUAGCACCAGGGUGUCAUCCAACGAAGCCGCAUUCGUCGCAGGUGUCUUUUCGCAGGAGGUUGUCAUGAGCAGUUACCGCAUGGCCGAGCUUGCCGUCGAAAGGGAGCAGGCCAGUCUCAAGAAUGGAACAACAGCGUUUGUGCUUCCCGGAGUGCAGAUCAUGAUCUUCCCCGUUGGCCUCAUCAUUACCAGCAUCUGGAUGAUGGCUGGAUUUGUCGCAUAUGGAAUGGGCACGUAUGCUCGCUACACCUUCAGAGAGCAACACAGGGCGCGGAUGGCAAGGGUGGAGAAAGGGGGCAUGCCCCGGAUCUGA
Canariomyces notabilis is the source of this 993-nucleotide messenger RNA. RefSeq lists its product as uncharacterized. Lineage: Eukaryota; Fungi; Ascomycota; Sordariomycetes; Sordariales; Chaetomiaceae. The record is from RefSeq and is a predicted model, not a curated record. The coding region runs from base 1 to 993 and encodes 330 amino acids. The transcript is spliced from 2 exons.